CGGCCGCGGCGGCCCCCGCUGGGCGCGCCGAGGGCGAGCGCCUGGCCGCGGCGCGGGAGCGCCCCGGGCGAGCGCCAGGUGAGGCGAAGGUCGUGGAGAGCACAGAUUUCGCGUCAUCGACGGCGGUAAGGAAACGACGCGGGGCGGACAGGCCAAAGUACCGAGUGGGACAGGUGUUGCGGGACAAGGUGUUGCUGACCCGUGGGGUCGUAGUGGGCUGGGACGAGACAUGCCACGCACCAGAGUGGUGGCGCGUGAGGCGCUUGGCCCAGCAGGAGAAGCCAAGAUGCCGCAUUAUCUUUUGCUUGCAGACCACAGGGACCUGAGCGAGGAGCUGGAGAGCAUGGGAGCAAACAGCACAGCAAACCUCACUUUCUACGCGCCAGAGGUGGCGCUGGAGCCAGGCGCGACUCCACUGGUAAGUCCGCUGAUGCCCAGAUACUUCCACUUCCUAGACAGCUCGCAGGAUAUGUACGUGCCUCGUCCCGACUUGGCGCGCCUAUACCCAGACGACGUGGGAUCGCACUACAGAGACCAUGCCAGCAAGGAGGAGCUCCCAGAGACCGACGCGAAAGGGCAGCCACUGCUGCGGGUGGUGCAAGAUGGCAGGCUCAUCGCACAUGGCCGACCAGUUCCUGUGCUGCGAAAGGGGAUGUUCUUGGUCGCCACCGAGGGCAUUCAGGACCAGAUGUUCGGGCAGUCUGUUAUCUUGCUGCUGAACCACAGCGACUACGAGGGCACGCUGGGUGUCAUAGUCAACAAGCCGAUAGAGGAAGCCGUGAAGAAGCAGACGCUGAGGCACGCGCAAUCCAACUUGGACGCGUGGAGGAGCAUGGGCAGGGAUUAUGGGCGGGCAGAGGCGCUGCUGGCGCUGCUGCGAGUGCCCGGCGUGGACCUGCGGAUGGGCGGCCCAGUCGGCAUGAUGGAGUUCCCGCUGGGCACGGCGCACGUGGUCCUGCACCCCUUCCCCGACGUAAGGGCGCCCAGCUCGCCCUGGCGGGCUCCGGCUCCGGCGCCGACCAGAUAUGAUGUCCCAACCUACUUACGCCUUGACCACCAGCAAGAACUUCCAGCACCAAGGAAGUACCGAAACGGGAGGACCUCUUCGCGAGCCAGCUCGGGAGCAUCAGCGAAGCCGGCCUCGCCGACCUCGCGAGGCGCGCCGGGCGGCUGGAGGGCUCCGGCGGGUCCGGCGGCGCGCGCCGCGUCGUCGUGUUCGCGGGCGCCAGCGGGUGGGGCCCCAGGCCUGUGAGGUUCCAACCUGCCCACCCUGACUCCAGAUCCGCCCUACUUUGGCUUUUUC
Messenger RNA from Prorocentrum cordatum, 1303 nucleotides. The record is from the annotation of a GenBank genome assembly. NCBI's taxonomy places the organism in Eukaryota, Dinophyceae, Prorocentrales, Prorocentraceae.